GGGAGGAUGGGAUGUAGUGAAUGAACUGUUGCAGAGUUUGUCGUCGCCGUAUCCUGUUCUGGCGAUCGAAAUUGUGGAAUUACGGAAAUGUGUGGCCGAAAUGAUUGAGAGCAUCACAAAUCGACGUGUGAGUGUGGCACAGCCGACAUCCCUACAGAAAUUAGAUGAAGAAACGAGCCAAAACGAGCUGCAACUGCAAUUAAAGAGAAAGGGAGUUUUUGAUAAUCUGCGAAGACUGGAAGCCGAAGGAAAGUUAAAGCGAACUCAGGAAAGGAAAGAACGGACCGAGAAAAGCAUGGAGGAAAUAGAGCGAAGAAUGAAGAAGAUUCAGGAGCUGCGUUCUAAACCGGGCUCGACAUAA
Blastocystis hominis is the source of this 361-nucleotide messenger RNA. RefSeq lists its product as hypothetical. The transcript has 2 exons. The record is from RefSeq and is a predicted model, not a curated record. NCBI's taxonomy places the organism in Eukaryota, Bigyra, Opalinata, Blastocystidae. The coding region runs from base 101 to 361 and encodes 86 amino acids.